ACCUUCAGGAUUAAAUGUACUACUUCAGUCCCGCGGUAUAUAAUGUACUAUUGCCUUUCAGUUGCCAGAUGACGCUAGUCACCUACUCCAUAAACGUCAGUUGCAAUGCGGGGAUAAGCUUUCGGAUUUUUGUCACUUCGGGCAGAGAGCAGCAGACCUAUGCCUCUCUGAUAAUGACUCCAAAUAGAGUCGAAAAUCGUCGAUUUAGAGUGCUGAUCUGCACUCCCUGUUCUAAGUGAAAAAUAAGACGGUUUUGCCUUCGCAUUGCAACUGAAUAAAAAUGAAAUUUUUAUUUUAUUUUUCUAAUAUAUAAUAUCUAGCUUGGAAAUGCCACAAGAAAACAGUUUCAGAAACUUUUUCAGCAAUAGUUAUGUGCCUCCUGUUACCAAAACUUUGAGGAGGUUAGACACACUGUACAAGAAAUUGACACAGGACGCGAAUGCCAUAUAACUGCUACUCCAGUGCUAGACAACAACAUUAUUCCCAAAGUCUUGAAGCUAAGGCGAUCCUAUUUAAGCAGAGGAUUGGAUAGAAUUAUACAGGUUGCCGUUUUCCUGCCUGCAUCAUAUCCUGUAUGAUUUGACUAAUACACUACCAAUGAAACCAAAGUGCAACAGUGUAUUUUUCGACGCGGAAAUUUUUGAAGAUAAUUAAAUAUGAACACGUUGUAAAUAUAGCAUUACCUAAUUGAAAGUUUGAAGUUAUUAGCAGAGACUUUAUAUCCUAAUUAUGGAUAAAAAUGAUAUUGAGUUACAUGAGGUGAAAUAUAUACCUUCUGAAGAACAAAAUGUACAACUGAAACCCGAAACUGAGAAAAAGAAGCCGGAUACUCUGUUUUUGUAUUUUACAGUAUUUACAGCAAUCUCAACAUGGCUUGUUGGAGGAACUACAAUAGUUUGGCCGUCAUCAGCAAUUCUAAAACUAAAAUCCAACGACACCAACAUAAACCCAUUAGGAAAGCCUAUAUCAACAGUGGAGAUAUCGAUGCUUUUAGGAAUUCCAGGGCUUGUAGGAAUUCUAGGAUCUCUUCUAUUUCCAAAGCUAGCUGACCUUAUCGGAAGAAAAAGAAGUUUACAAGUUGUUGGAUUCUUAAUGUGCGCAUCCAUUGCUGGGGCAGCUGUAUCCACUAGUAUAGAUAUGUUAAUUGUUUUUAUCACUUUAGUUCAAUUCUUUUUCUGUGGUGCUUGGGGAAUACUGCCCAUUUAUUUGACAGAAGUUUGUGAAGACCACAACAGGGCUAAGUUUGGAUGUUUUAUGAGUGUAUGUGUACCACUUGGUCAACUUUAUGGAUACUGUGUCGGACCUGUAUUCUCCUUUCGAAUAUAUACUUUAUUAACAAUAGCACCUAUGAUUCCCUUUUUAUUAUUUUUUUAUUUUGCUCCUGAAAGCCCAGUAUAUAUUCUAUCAAAGGGAAGAAAAGAAGAAUGUUUAAGUGCUUUGAGAAAAUUACGAAGAAAUAAAUCCAAGAUAGAGUUAGCAGCAGAUUUAAAUAAAAUUAAUCAAGACUUAUCUUUAGAAAGACAGUCUAAAGGAAUUGACAUUUUAUGUUUAUUUAGCACGAAACAAACACGAAUUGGUUUAAUGUUGGGAUUGAUUCCUAUCACAGUGCAACAUUUGUCAGGAGUUCCAGUUUUGAUGCCAUUAUUGGCUCCAAUUUUAAACGAAUCCGGAUCUAACCUUUCUGGAAACACAAUAGCUAUAAUAGUAGGAUGUGUAAAAGUAACUACCUUUACCUUCACAUCUUUGGUAAUAGAAAGAGUAGGAAAAAGGCCUCUUUUACUCAUAUCUUCCAUAGGCGCCGGAAUCUCAAUAUCGUUUUUAGGAUUAUUUUUUUAUUUAAAGUACAUAGGAUCAAGUUUUGUUAUUCAAUUUCAGUGGAUACCACUUGUUUGUCUUUUGGGAUACUUUAUAUCUUACUCCUUAGGUCUUGGUCCUAUGUCACCUGCAGUCAUCGGUGAAAUGUUUACUCCCGAUUUGCGGUCAGCGUCUUCGUCUUUUAUAAUGACGACAGCAAGUCUUACAUUAACGUGCUAUAUUUCAGCAUAUCCUCUAGUUGCUGAAGCUGUCGGGAAUCAUUGGUGUAUGUGGAUGUUUGGUUCUACUUGUUUGCUAGGGGCAUUAGUUAUUUAUUUGCUAUUUCCUGAAACUAAAGGGAAAAGUAUUGUUGAAAUUCAAGAAAUACUAAGAAAUUACUCUUUUGUAAAAAAGUCAAGAUAAAAAUUUAACCAUAUUUCAGUACCUAUUGAAAAAGUCCCGAAACCGGUAUAGACGCUUGCUGCACUCUCUGAUUGAACUCGAAUAUAAUGCUGCCGCGUUUUCGGGUUGAAACGAAAAUGAAAAUGUUUAUACAUUUUUAAUAUCUUCUUCUUCUACUACUUUUGCCCUUUAAUUCGUCCAAUUUUGAACAUAGGCUUCCCCCAGUUUCCUCCAUUCGCUUCUGUUUAGUGCUUUCUGUUUCCAGUGCGUUCCUCCUAUCUUUUUAAUGUCGUCUCCCCAUCUCAUCUGGGGUCGUCCUCUUGCUCUCUUUCCUGUCCAUGGUCUCCAUUUUUGUAUCGUGGUAUUCCACCUAUUGUCCGUUUGUCUAGCGUUAUGACCUGCGAAGCUCCAUUUUAGCCUGGCUAUAUGUUGUUCUGCGUCUUUGACUUUUGUUUUAUUUCUUACCCAGUUGUUUUGCUUUUUGUCUGUCAAUUUUACUCCUAACAUUGCUCUCUCCAUGGCUCUUUGUGUCUUCAUUAUUUUAUCCAUGUUUGCCUUGGUCAAGGUCCAUGUUUGGCAUGCGUAUGUGAGAAUUGGGAGUAUGCACUGGUCAAACACUCUUGUUUUUAAGUAUUGUUGUAUUUUUUUAUUCUUUAGGACCCAUUUUAAUUUUCCAAAUCCUGCCCAGGCUAAUCUGACCCUUCUUUUUACCUCCGCUGUUUGGUUAUCCUUAUUUAUCUUUAUCAUCUGUCCCAAAUAUAAUAUAAUCAUUAACCGCUUCUAUUGUGGUGUCGUUUAGUAUUACGUUUCUAUUAUCUUGUGUGUUUGUCAUUGUUUUUGUUUUGGCAAAAUUAAUUUUUAGACCUAUUUGUUCGGAUUCAUUUGGUAGUUCGGUUAGCAUGGUUUGUAGUUCUUCAAAACUUGAUGCUAUGACUACUACAUCGUCUGCAUAUCUUAGGUGGUUUAGUUUCUUUCCACUCAUGUUUAUUCCCAUGUUUGUCCAUUCCAUUGUUUUAAAAACAUCUUCCAGUGCUAAUGUAAAUAGUUUAGGAGAAAUAACCUCUCCCUGUCGCACUCCUCUGUUAAUUGGUAUGGGUUUUGUGGUUUCUUUCAAUUGUACUGUCAUUUUUUCUUUCUUAUAUAUAUUAUGUAUUACCAUUCUGUAUCUGGAAUCUAUUCUACAGUUGUUUAUAGCUUUUUCUAUUUCCCACAUUUCCACGCUGUCAAAUGCUUUUUCGUAGUCAACGAACGCUAAGUUCAGAUCUAUAUGGUAUUCGUUAGCUUUUUCUAUUAGUGUCCUAAUUGUUAGAAGAUGGUCAGUGGUGCUAUAUCCCUUUCGGAAUCCUGCUGCUCUACUGGUUGAUACGAGUCCAAUUUGUGUGUUAGCCUGUUGUUGAUAAUCCGCAUGAAUAGUUUAUAUGUCUACGACAGCAGUGAGAUGGGUCUGUAAUUUUUAUGUCCUUUCUGUCGCCUUUCUUAAAUAGCAGGAUUGUAAGACUUGCGUUCCAUUCGUCGGGUAUUUCUCCUUUAUGUAGACACUGAUUAAAUAGAUUUCUUAAUGUUUGUAAGAUUUCUUUUUUCCUUUCUUUCAAUAUUUCAACAAGGAUUCCAUCUGGUCCUGGUGCUUUGUUGUUCUUUAAUUGUGAUAGUGUUGCUUCUAUUUCAUAAUUUUCUAUUUUUGGUAAUGUUUCUGAGUUUACAUUCGUGAUUGUUUUCUUGAUAUAUUCCUGAGUGUUAAAGUUUGCGUCUUUCUUUGAGGUGUAUAGUUCUUUAUAAAACCUUUCUACUUCUUCUGAUAUCUUAUCUUUUCUCCUCUCUUCCCGUUCUGUUUCAUCCUUUAUUGAAAUGAGUAGUGGUUUCCCUAAAUUUGGUCCUUAUUUCUCUCAAUUACUUUCACGAUUUCAUUUUCAGUGUGUUUUCUUAGAUCCUUUCUGGUUUUUCCCUAAUAAGUUUGUUUAGUUCUACGUAUUCUACUGUGUUUCUUUUGUUUUCGCUUAUUAGUUUUCGUAUACUUUCCAUUAACUUAACUGUCCCGCUACUUAAUCUAUUUUCUUUUGUUCUUAGUUUUUUGGCAGUUUUCAUUCCCGCUUCCAAGAGUUUUUCUUUCAUUUCUUCAUUAAUCUUCUGCUUCUGCAUUAUUCUUCUGCGUUUUGUCUUAUUCUGCUAUGGUCAAUAGCCGUUGGUUUUCUUCUAGAUUUCUGCGUCUCUAGUUUGCUUAUUUCUAUUUUGGCUCGUAGUAUGCGGUGGUCGCUGCCAGUUGAGAAUUUAUUAAGUGAAGUUACGUCUUUGAAGAUUUGUUUAUUUUGGCAGAGGAAGUAGUUUAUUUCAUUUUUUGUCAUCCCAUUUGGGGAGACCCAUGUCCAUUUUCGGUUUGGCUUCUUAUUAAAGUAUGUAUAUAUUGCAUGAAGGUUUUGUUGUUCCAAAUAUUCUAGUAGUCUUUCACUCCUAAUAUUCCUUGAUCCAAGUCCGUAAUUUCCUAUUUUGUUUUCUGAAUCUUCCAUUUUCUUUCCGAUUUUUUCGUUAAAUUCUCCCAUAACGAUUGUUGAUUUUAUAUUUUUGUCUUCCAUUGCAGUGGUGAUGUCAUCAUAAAAUUUAUCAAUUUCUUCCUCCUCAUGUGUCGUUGUUGGAGCAUAUAUUUGUAUUAGUUUCAUUCUUGUCUUCCUGUUAAUUUCUAGUAUGAUAUAUCCUACGCUAUCUGAUAUGCUCUUAUACUCGAUUACGUUUUGUUUAAUUUUCUCUUUGAUCAGAAAUCCUAUUCCUCCAUAUGUUUCGUCCUCCUUUCCUUUGUAAUAGAGGCGAUUUCCUGAUUCUAGUUCUAUACACAUUUCUCCUCUUCUUUUGACCUCUGACAAUCCUACAAUGUCCCAUUUGAUUUUAGUUAAUUCCUUUUCGAGUUUGUACAGCUUUUCAUCUUGAGCCAUGGAUCUGAUAUUAUAUGUCGCUAUGUGUAUUCUGUUGCAUUCCUUCUUUUUCCGUUUUCUCUUAUUUGUUCUUGUCGAGCUUUUGCCUCCCCCAGAAUCCAUGAGGCUGAUCGGUUUCCCGAUGUGGGACUCCGGAUUUCUCCUACCCAUCUGGGGUCCAUAUCCGCUUUGUUGUAAGUUCGACAUUAUUAGUUUGGGGAAAAUAGCCUUAAAACACCAAGCUGGCCAGGCGGGUUGGUUAGUUGUAGGGAUCACAUUUCCUUGACUCCCUGUAACUGUUGUAUGGUUAUCCCGCUCAUACUCGGUCGCCAGAGCCUCGUCUGUUAUGUAUAAGGAGGCACCGGGUGGGUAAUUUUAGACUACCACUCGUGCAGGUGAGGUUGACUUUUGGAUCGAUUGAUGUAUUGUUCUUAAGUCCGAUCCCUUACCUCCCAUUUUUAAUAUAAUAUAAUUAAUUUACUCUAUUUGCAGAACGUAGGGAACCGUCUCGUUAGAGCUUUUACCACGCUGAGCAAAUGGGAUGCGAAUUAUAAAUUUUAAAAUUCCCCCAUCUUCCUAUAGUCUUGGCCUCCGUAUGGCUUGUAUUUUUUAGAAGUCUCGGAGGCUGUUACCAGAGAAGGUUUCCACUGUUUUCAAUCUGAUGGGACGUAAAAUAAUAUUUUAAUAUUAUUUUAUGUGUUGUUAGAUUGAAAACUUAGUCCUUUUCUUGGCAGAUGUCGCUAUGGCAUUCUAGCCAUUUAGUUUGUUGCAAUUAAAGACUGUACGCGUCAAAGUAUCCUGGUUCAGUCAGAGAGAAGAGCAUAUGUAUGUAUCCACUGACGAAGAGCGAAAAAGUCCCGAAACCGGUAUAUAUGCUUGCUCUGCACUCUCUGAUUGAACCAGAAUAUAAUGCUGUAAUAAUUUUUAAUGUAUUCCUAUUUUAUUGUCGUGAUUAUGUUCCCCUAUUGAUCUUGCAGUUUGCUAGUUGUCUUAAAUUUCUGAAGACCACCAGCUUGUUUCCACCUUUUCACCCUAACAACUAUAUAUGUCUUCACACUGUGAUUUUAAUCAUUUUUCUUUAACCUUUUGUAUUACGAGUCUUACCUAUCUCUGAAUACUGUUAUAUACCUAUUAUUUUGUUGUUCUUUGAUUUUCUUGUUUCUUCCAUAAGUUGAAGCAUAUUGUCAUUUAUGCAAAUUUUCUCGUCUCUUUCUUUUCUAUUAGAUGUUCUUUCUGAUCGUGUUAAAGGUUACACAAUAUUUUGGAAUGAUUCUUCGGCAUUAUAAUAUGUUUUCUCCAUGUUACUUAGCGUCUCUAAAAGAAUAUAUAUGCGACUACCUCUUUGGUUUUCUUAGCUUUUAGUUUUCUCACAACUCACCUUUGGUUACUAUUGUUUAUAUUGCCAUAAUAUGUGCUUUCGAAGUAUAUGAAGAGACAAUGUGUGUCGAUGUUAUAAUCUCUUUUUUUGAGGAUCUAUCGUAGAACGAUUAUUUGGUCUAUUAUUUACUUCUGCCUGCCAAAACUGUAAAAUAUACCAUUUUGUAUUUAGCACAAAAUUGUACUGUGAUAAUAAGAUGUACUAUUCCUUUCUCAUCGUGUAAGUUUUAUAAUAAAAUAUAAUAGUGAA
This is a messenger RNA of Diabrotica virgifera virgifera (western corn rootworm), 6723 nucleotides long. Its product is annotated as facilitated trehalose transporter Tret1-like. Gene Ontology annotation, molecular function: transmembrane transporter activity. The transcript is spliced from 3 exons. The coding region runs from base 730 to 2217 and encodes 495 amino acids. Gene Ontology annotation, biological process: transmembrane transport. The record is from RefSeq and is a predicted model, not a curated record. Gene Ontology annotation, cellular component: membrane. Lineage: Eukaryota; Metazoa; Arthropoda; Insecta; Coleoptera; Chrysomelidae.